AUGGGGGAUCCACGGUCACUCCUUGGAUCUAUAACUGCGUUGACAUGUUGCGGAUUGGGCUUGGUCUCUGCAUCUGAAGAUUGCACUGCCUGCCUUUGGGAUGUUGUCAAUUGUGUAAUCAUUCGAAGAUUCAACCACCUAAAAGGUUUCAUAACUAAUUUGGUUGUGAUCCCACAAUUGUCACUGUUUCCUAGGAUGAACCAUAAUCAUAAAACCUUUAACCAGUUCAGAGUUUCUGUGCUUGAUAAGUAUCCUAAGCCAGCCAACUCAUCUGAAGGAGUACUUACUUACCUACCUUCAAGUUCUUCUAGGGAUGAAGGUCAUUGUAUUGCCUCUGAAUUUCGAACCACCGAUUUAUUGAAACAACAGAUCCUUGAGUUGGAGACUGGGGAGACAACUGCAGCUAUGGAAAUGAUGAUGGAAACAAGGCUGGAGAGUGAAGCUUGGGCCACAAGAAUGGGAAAACAUGUGAUGGAGAUGAACAAGCAUUUGCAGUCGCGAUUACUCGAUAUGAUACAAUGUCGACUAUUGCAGCAACCUUCCAAUGUUGGCUUAACCACAGUUAGGAGGAAGAGAAAGAUUACCAACGUUGUUGAACAAGGGAAGGAGCACCAACACCAUCCAGAGUCACAAGGUUCUUAA
Molecule: messenger RNA, 642 nt
Organism: Camellia sinensis
Lineage: Eukaryota; Viridiplantae; Streptophyta; Magnoliopsida; Ericales; Theaceae
Source: RefSeq, a predicted model, not a curated record